UGUUUUAUUUAUUAUUAUUUUUUCGUAAUUUUAAAGAUACUCCGGAAUAGUAAAGUAAAAUGCUUACUAAUUAACAAUGCUUUCUUAGUUUAAAAUUUUAGAUUUAUUUUAAAUACCUACUUAUAAAAGAAGUAUGUAGAGCAUAUACGUUACUCUAAAAAGCAGACGAUUUUACUCUUGCUAUUACUAACUUAAAUGGCCAGUAAUGUUACCGAAAAGUAUAUUUUGUGAUUGGGAAAAUGAGAAAUUGGCAGUAUGUUCUGGUUGGUUACUUAUGUGAUACAAAUCAGGAAUCUCUAUUUUUCCUGAAAACUUCUAAACACUCAGAUCAAUGACUUCAAACUAAGUAAAAGCCAGUGUCUUCUCAAGGAUGGCAACUUCUAUACAAGCCUGCUUUCCUAGCAGCUGCAAGAAUCAGCAUCAAAUAAAAACUGUUUCUAAAAGUCCUAAUGUAGUUCGUCGUUCUAGUAUGCGACAGCAAAAUGCAGCUAAUAGAAGAAGUGCUGUUGAAAGGUUGGAAGAAAGCAAAGCUAAUUAUGUGAAAUCGGAACGUGUGCUGGACACAAAGCAGGAAUUUAAAAGUAGUUCACAUCUCUGCAUUAGCACUGGCCCUCAGUUAGACAUAUUAUUUAAACAACCACCUCCAAAAGUUCCACCUGAUUGUGUGAAAGCUUUUAAUACAUCUGAUGAAGUAAAAGUUUCAUAUUUAAGACUCCAACCUCAGUCUUCUCAAACUAAUAAGUCACCUCCUACUUUACGGGCCAGAGCUAAGUCACAUUCUGAAUCUAGAGAGUCUCAAAUAACUCGCAAGCAUUCUUUUGCUAGCCAAGGAGGUAGGCAUCACAGAAUUGAAGUUCUUAUCGAUAUUGAGUCACAGCUCAAACGCCUUAUUGUGUCAGGUUCUAGAGAGAACAUUUCUGUUUCACAAGACUCUGUUAACUUUGGUACUGCUCAAGCAGAAGUGACGCCCAAAGUCUGUAGAAUUUCCGAAGUACCUAAAGUGAGAAGGGGUUAUUCUGAUCCUGUUAGAAAAAGUUGUUGGGUUCAACAAGACCUUUCGCCAGACUGUUGUAUUCAUAAAAGCAUGCCAGAUUUGUCACCAUGUAAUGCUCAAAUUCCUUGCUCCAGUUUAUCAACAGUUGGUAAUUCUAUUAAAGUACUUGCUCCUGAAAGUUGUGAAUCUGUUACGUAUGCUGUUCCAAAGUGGAAUGCUGUACCUGUAAUUAAAACUGAGCCUGAUCUGGAUGUUACUGAUUCUUAUCAAGAACCCAGAAGGUUUUCCAACGGAACAGGAGUUUUACACCUUACCCCUUACUAUUCGCCUUCAAGUCCACUUAGAAGGCCUGUGAGCCGCUCUAAAUCGGAUGUUUCUCAUAGAUACACUAAAAGGUCUUCGGAAUAUUUUCCUCGUAGAAAUAAUUACACAUCUGCAGAAAUAGAAAGGUUUUUCGAUACAAUGGGACUUGAUGCUACUGCUUGGCAUCAUAUCACAUCACCAUCACUAGUUUCUAGUCCCCCAUGCUUUUUUGAAAGUAUAAGUUCAGUUGAUUCAAAUGAAGUAAGAUCAAGUGUCUGCAGUGAUGAUUCUAUAGCAGAUGUACCAAAGGAAGGCCUCCGAAAUCAUGAUCUUAGAAUUCAUGGACCCUUGGAAACUUCUAUAGUUGAAAAGAAUGCCCGUGUUAUCAAAUGGUUGUAUAAUUGUAGGAAAGCUGCAUAUGAAUCGUGACUACUUGUACAUAAUUAUGUUUUUUUCCAUGUCUUUCAUAAGGUUCAUUUGGUGCUUCAUUUGCUGGCUACUAAGAAGACCUAAUGCCUUACACCAAAAACUGUUUCAUAUUUUAAGUGGAUGCACAAAAUUUUCAUUGUUCUGCCAGGUGCAGAAUUACUAAGAUCAUUGCUCAUUUUUUGUGAUAAAUGUGUUAUUCGACACAUGUACUUAAUGCAAAUGUCUUUUGUAAAGGCCCUUUAUCAAUAAUGCAUGGUGUUUUAAAUUAACAUUCUCCAUUUAAUGAUCAUAAAUUUACUCUUCCCCUGUUAAUCCUUUUUAUAUUUUCUUCCAUAACUAUUUUCAUAUUUAUGAUUGUUGCUUGUUUUAGUAACUUCCUGCAUAUCAUUUUCAACGUAUUUCGUUAGAACUUUUUUCUAAAAGCAAUAUAAAGCAAUAUUUUGAAUUUUAAUUUCAUUCAGAGCCAAAAGUACUUGAUUUAAUAGCAUUAUUAUACUAUACUGGUCACUAUAGUAAUAUUUGAUUGGGAGUUAGUUAUGUUAAAUUAAAAGUUUACUCUUUUAUUAAUACUGUGAGUUUUUAAUUGGAAUAUGUUGAUAAAGAAAAUAGAAAUCAAUAAGUAGUAAAUCAAGCUCAAUUAAUGAUUUUAUAUGUAUUUGUUACAUUUAUUACAUGUUACAGUCAUUUUAAAUUAAUUAUA
Molecule: messenger RNA, 2426 nt
Organism: Parasteatoda tepidariorum (common house spider)
Lineage: Eukaryota; Metazoa; Arthropoda; Arachnida; Araneae; Theridiidae
Source: RefSeq, a predicted model, not a curated record